Messenger RNA from Scleropages formosus (Asian bonytongue), 2025 nucleotides. RefSeq names its product Krueppel-like factor 2. Gene Ontology annotation, biological process: regulation of transcription by RNA polymerase II. The record is from RefSeq and is a predicted model, not a curated record. NCBI's taxonomy places the organism in Eukaryota, Metazoa, Chordata, Actinopteri, Osteoglossiformes, Osteoglossidae. Gene Ontology annotation, molecular function: DNA-binding transcription factor activity, RNA polymerase II-specific; RNA polymerase II cis-regulatory region sequence-specific DNA binding. The coding region runs from base 433 to 1554 and encodes 373 amino acids. The transcript has 3 exons.
CAGAGCGUGUGAGUGUGUGAGUGACACUGACAGAGCAGGAGCGAGAGGACGGGGACACAGGCCGGGGUCCGAGCCCGGACCGGACUGGACCGGACUGAAGGAGCGUUUAUAUAGGGAGUAAAUUUAGGGUCCAGCAGACCGACCUCCAUCCGGCACGCGCUUCCUGCGCUCCUCCUCCGGAGCGACUUGAGGGACCCGGGUUUAAAAAGGAGGAACUGAACUGAGCCGAGGGGCAGAGAGAGUGAUGAUCUGAUGAGCCGAUGAAGAGGACGGAGACGGGCUGCUGCAGACUAGUGUGGACGACAGGAGGAGGACAGCGGCGGCGGUGUGUGUGUGCAGUGUGUGUGCAGAGUAGAAGAGAGUGUGUGUGAGUGUGUGAGUGUGAGUGUGAGUGCGUGUGUGUGUGUGUGUCGAGGAAGCGCAGCCGCUGUGAUGUCGCUCGGCGAUACAAUGUUACCGUCGAUCUGCACGUUCACACAGCAGAGGGACUGGAGCGUCCAGAGUAGGUGGAACCCGGAGCCCCACACUGACAGGUACGCGUCCUGGGGCUGCGCGCUCCUGCGCACGGCAGCGCACGCGGAGCCCUGCUUGCCCACGCCCACGGGAGACGCGGACGAGCUCAGCUCCUACGUGGACCUGGACUUCAUCCUCUCCAACACGGCGGGUCACGGUGCCGGUGCCGGUGCCGAGAGCGUGACGGUGACGGCGCACGCUCAGCUGUUCCCGAGCGCGCCCCCUCCCCCCCCGUCGUACGCCGGCUCGAGCCUGGUGGCGGAGCUGCUGCGGCCCGAGGAGGCGUGCGGCAUGAUGAAAGCGGAGCCGUGCGCGGACGGGUACGGCGCCGCGCUCGGUCCCGUGCUCGGCAUGGUGCCCCUGAGCCGCGCCACGGUGAAGCAGGAGGGCAGCGCCGCGUGCCUGCGCUCCCUCGAGCAGCCGCGCGCGGCCAGCUCGCCGCACGCGGCCGGCAGCAUGACCCCCCCGCUCAGUCCGGAGCAGCUGGUGAGCGCGAGCUGCCAGCCCCGGCGGCGGCAGCGGCAGCAGGAGCAGCAGCAGCAGCAGCAGCAGCAGCCCCCCGUGGGCUUCGCGCACGGCUACCCCCCCUGCCGCCCACAGCCCGGCGCUGCGCUGCAGGUGUGCUUCGCGGGGGCGCGCCCCUUCGCCGCGUACGAGGACGCGCUGGGCGCGCACGGCGCCGCGCACGGGAUGCUGCCCACGCCGCCGCCGUCGCCGCUCGAGCUGCUGCUGGAAGGCAAGCCGAAGAGGGGCCGCCGCACGUGGCCGAGGAAGCGCGCGGCCACGCACACGUGCACGUUCGCGGGCUGCGGAAAGACGUACACCAAGAGCUCGCACCUGAAGGCGCACCACCGCACGCACACAGGUGAGAAGCCCUACCACUGCGGCUGGGAGGGCUGCGGCUGGAAGUUCGCGCGCUCCGACGAGCUCACGCGCCACUUCCGGAAGCACACGGGCCACCGGCCCUUCCAGUGCCACCUGUGCGAGCGCGCCUUCUCGCGCUCCGACCACCUGGCGCUGCACAUGAAGAGACACCUGUGAAGGAGAGCGGCCCGUUGCCAUGGAGACCGACUUUUGUUUUGGUUGGUUCUUGCUCUUCUUGUCGUUAUUCUGCGCCAGAUCUGGGACCUGGUUGGUGCAGUAGCUGGUUCUACUGGUGCUGCUGGUCCUGCUGGUCCUGCUGGUACUCCUGGUACUCCUGACCCGCGGGUACUAGGCCGGGUUACGAGGACGUUUCUGCCGCCCCCAGCUCGGACUCAUCCCACGCGUGCAACAAGUCGACGGCACAUCAUCGACCGACAUUAUCAUUACUAUUAUUAUUGCUGUUACUGUCACUAUUAUUUUCAUGAGCCGUUAGAAACGGCCUUUUAUGCCAAGGAUGCUGAAUUUGUAACCGUAAGGACCAUCCCGGCGACAGCAGCUCCUGGUCACGCCAAACGUCAUCUGGAAAUACUUUGUUUCCUACUGUUUACAUGACUUGUAUGAUGUAUUUAUUGUAAAUAUUAAAGUAAG